GCUACACUUUUGGAGCAUCAACAACGCAAGCACGCAUCAGCAGCACAAUUGAUCGAAUGUGCCAACAGCUAUCGGCCGUUGACUUCGGAUCAAGAAGCUGUAGCUGGAAGAAAAUGGUCUAGCCUCAUCGUGAUCGUUGUUGCCUUCCGAUUCACCAUCAUGUUAUUCGCUGAGAAUGACGCGCCGCUGCUCAAAGCGUGGAUUGUUCAGCGGCUCGCAAAUACAUCCGAUGCCGAUGCCGAUGUCUUGGCUGACUACGUUCUGGCGCUCCUGCGACACGAUGGCGAUGUCGACUCCAUACGGAAGCUUUUCGAGGAAGAGAUACCGGAUUUCCUUAGAGAAGAUUCCGCUGCCUUCACAAACGAUGUCUUCCAAGCUGUCCAGUACCGAUCGUACGUUCCCGGUGCUCCGCCGCCUCCCCCGAUCCCGCGACAGGCGCCCGCUCCGCCCUCGGCACCGCAAGCCCUGCAAUCUCAACAUGUACCCCAGGGGCCAGCAUCACAAUUGCAAUAUCAGCCGCCGCAGCCCCCGCCUAUGUUCCCGGACUCGCAUCAUACUCCGUACGUCGAUACUCGCGGUCCCUUCUCCAACCAACCUUUCCGUAAUGGAUCGAAAAAGCGGUCUUACCGUGACUUGGAUGCCCCUGACCCUCUGACCCCGGCGUGGAGCCCCUAUAACCCUUCGCUGUAUCAGCAGGAUGACACAGACCUUCCGCCAUAUAAGCAGGCACGAAGAGGCGGUAUCUUCACACCGCGUGGCGGUCGCUUUGAUGACGCCUAUGGUGCACGAGGUCGUGGCGGUCCCAACGGCUAUCUCGUCAACGAGUUUCCCGGCGUUCCUCAUAGCACAGGACCACCUGGUUAUAGUCCGCAUCAACCCUUUCAGACUUCGUCAUCACAGGGUAUGCCGCCUAUUGAUGCCAACAGUAUUCUCGAGAACAUUCGACAACUGCAGGAACUUGGUGCACAAAUGGGAAUCCAGAUGCCCCAGACAGGACCUCUCCCCACGCCGGUAUACUCAGGGCCCGCUUCGACACCGCAUACGCAGAGAAGACGCGGUCGCUGCAGGGACUAUGAGACGAAGGGUUUCUGUUCCCGAGGCAACAAGUGCUUAUACAAACAUGGAACUGGACCUGCCUAUCCUGCAAAGGCGCCAGGUGACGAGUACGAUCCCAAUGACGCAUCUAUGUCUAUUACGUUGGAGCACCCAGGACAACCUGUUAAGCCCGUAGACAUGCCAUUGCUACAAAUGCCCCCACAAAUGCCGCCCUUUAACCGUCGAGAACCUAAGAAGUCGAAACGUAAAGGUAGUCGGGCACCUUUCUCUGCCGAGGGACCUGUGCAUGACAAGACGAAGACGCAGAUUGUUGUGGAGAGCAUCCCCGAAGAGAACUUCAACGAAAAUGCAAUUCGCGAAUUCUUCACGCAGUUUGGUACCAUUGAGAAUGUAUCACUGCGGCCAUCGCAUCCUAAGCGCAUUGCUAUUGUCAAGUUUGACAGCUGGGCCUCUGCGAAUGCUGCUUGGAAAUCUCCAAAGGUUGUCUUUGAUAACCGAUUUGUUAAGGUAUAUUGGUAUAAGGAUGAGUCUCCAGUUGCAUCUAAUGCUAAGCUAGCGAACGGUGCCAAAAGUGACUCCGCAAAUGGUCAAGCAGGCAAACUAGCGUCGACGGAGCCUGAAUUUGACAUGGAAGAGUUUAAGCGCAAGCAAGAAGAAGCCCAAAGGAUACACGAAGAGAAGACGCAAAAGCGCGAAGCUAUCGAGCGGGAGCGACAGGCUCUUGAAGAGAAGAAGCGUGCCUUAGCGGCGCGACAGCAAGAAGAGAAGCGUAAGCUGCAAGCCAAGCUCGCUGCACGCGGUGUGAGAGAAGCUUCGCUUUCGCCUAUCUUAUCUAGACCGAGCAAUGACGGUGCCAAGCCGUCACAGGCGGAAACGCUACGUGCGAAGCUGGCUGAGCUGGAGGCAGAGGCUAACUCACUUGGACUCGAUGCCGACGCGGUGCAGGAGGAGGCAUCCUCCUGGGCGCCCAGAGGUCGUGGAAGAGGCAGACGGCCCUUUUACCGGGGACGUGGCAGCUUUCCGCCCCGAGCUUCCAGAGGUGGUUAUGGGUACCGUGGUAGGGGAGGCGCCGGUGUAGAUGUACAUGCUGCGUAUGCUGCUUACUCGCUUGACAACCGGCCUAAGAUCAUCGCAUUAACAGGUGUGGAUUUCACCGACCCGUCGAAAGACGAAGCAUUACGGCACUAUCUUUUCGGCAUCGGCGAGUUUGCAGCAAUCCACACAGACCCCACGACAACUCAUAUCACCUUCAAGGACCGCAAGACGGCAGAGCAAUUCAUGUUUGGCGCCUCAGCUAACAAAACGAUCCCUGGAGUUGAGGGGAUGCUGGAACUUACUUGGACUAUGUCGGCGCCGAAGACCGCUGGGGCAGAUAGCGACUUGCCCGUGGCUAGUGGCAUUGAUGAAGAACAGUCAAAGGCUCCCAACGUAGACGCAGACGAAAACGCUAGCUUCAGUGCGGUUGCGGACAUAGGCGAUGCUGGUGAUCAAGGCGAUAUGGACUACGAAGGCGGCGAAUGGGACAUUUCUUGAGUUUUUUUUGGUAUUGAGCACAGAAUGAUUUGUAAAAGUUGUCGGUAAUUAUGUAUUAGUUAUAUGGCAGGCGAGAGGUUGCGGUGAUCCAGUGGAAACACUGGUUGAUGAGAUACCACUUGCUUGCGAUGUCCUUGGAUUUCAAAUGUGAAAAAGGGCUACGAGAUCCAGGCGAUCCUAGUUAAUAGUUUUUCCCUUUCUCUUCAUCUUAUUAUACUAUAUUAUCUU
Pseudomassariella vexata is the source of this 2817-nucleotide messenger RNA. RefSeq lists its product as uncharacterized. Bases 160 to 2589 code for a protein of 809 amino acids. The record is from RefSeq and is a predicted model, not a curated record. Gene Ontology annotation, biological process: mRNA processing. The transcript is spliced from 4 exons. Gene Ontology annotation, molecular function: metal ion binding; RNA binding. Gene Ontology annotation, cellular component: nucleus. NCBI's taxonomy places the organism in Eukaryota, Fungi, Ascomycota, Sordariomycetes, Amphisphaeriales, Pseudomassariaceae.